AUGGCAAAAUUAAAGCAUCCCAUCAGUUGUAAAACUCUUACAAAGCCUCCAAGAGAUCAGAAGCCGCCACCAUUCACAGGAGGGUUUGUUCCAAACAAACCAACGCAGAACAAGAAAGCAAUAGAGACACCCCACAGAAUGCCCAAACCAGAAGAACUCAAGGGCAGACAGUAUUGCAGAUGGCACAAUUCUGGGAAUCAUUGUACCAAUAGUUGUGUUGUUUUCAGAGAUGUCAUACAGGAAGGGAUAAUAGCAGGAAGGCUAAAGCUGGCAGAAAAACCUCCAUCUGUCACCACAGACCCUUUUCCCCCGCCACAAGUUAACAUGGUCAACCUAAAUUGGCCAGAACAGAAGAGGGGCAGACCAGCUAUAGAGGCUAGCUCCAGUAGAAGCAGAAUAGUUUCAAAAGAGACUAUAGAGAGACCAAAAGCAACCAUUUCAGCUGGGGUAGUGCUCUGCAGCAGGUGCAAGUGUAAGGCUGAGCUGGAAGUGGUCCUGGACAAACAGGAACUGCCCACUCCAAGUGUUUUUGACCGGAUUGGGACCACGUCCCAUGAUAGAGCCAAACAGAGAAACUACCCCAGGCCUGUCCAACCCAGCAAAAGAAUGACUAAGCAGCCCAAGGAGGAAAUAUCAAUAAAAAUGCCCGGAAGUGAAAAACCACUAGCAGCCAUCAUUGAAGGCAGGUGGUGUUCUGUCGAGAAGAAUGGCAAACCAACAAUGGAGUUAACAAGAACUCAACGGAGGAGGGUACUUCCAGAGACCAAUUCUGCCAAGAAAGGGAAAGAGCCAGAAAAUCUUCAAGGAAACCUUCUAUCCAUCCUACCUCCACCUCAGGAAAUCUACUUAAAACUCCACAACCAGAGGAAAAAAACCGAUCCUAUUCCAGAAGAAGGGCAAGAGGACUGGACUGAGGAGUAUGAAGAGGAGCAGCUGGAUUAUGAGCCAUCUGCAGAUGACCAGAAUGUGCUCCUCGGAAUGGAAGAACAGGGAGAAUGGACAGAGGAAUACGGUGGAGAACAGAUGGAUUAUGACGAAGGAUUGGAUGCAGAAACUGAGGCAUUUGGUGCAGAAUUGGAGGACUUGUUACGAGGUGACCUAGGCAUCAAUAUGGUGUUCAUUCUGCUAGAAAAGUUCUGGGCCGCAGAGGGACAGGAAAGCACUCUGGACGGAGAUGUAUUUUCCCAUGAGAGUUUUGAAUGCAGGUUGGCAGAAGCAGAAGAGAUGCCAGAGCAGCAAGCAGGCAAUCCCAGGACAGAAGGAACUGCCAACAAACUAGCUGCAGACCAGCUUUGCUUCUCCAAACCAACCAAAGAAAUGGCAAACCACCUCAGACCCUUGUUUAUAACAGCAAACUUCGGGGGUGUUCCUAUCCCCAAAAUUAUGGUAGAUGGAGGUGCAGCCAUCAACCUUCUGCCUCACAGAAUGCUGAGCAAAAUGGGCAGAAUAGAAGCGGAUUUAAUUCCAACCCGCUUGACCGUCACCAAUUUCGCAGGGGACAUCAUCAAAACCCUUGGGAUCCUGGAUGUGGAUGUUAUAGUAGGAAGCAAGAAGCUGAAGAUUGCAUUCUUUGUGGUAGAUACUACUUCUACCACUUACAAUGCACUGCUUGGGAGAGACUGGAUUCAUCAGAGUCUAUGUGUUCCUUCCACUCUUCAUCAACAGUUAGCUUUAUGGAAUGAAGAAGGCUACAUGGAGAUAGUAAAGGCCGAUCCACGGCUAUUUCUACCUUCUGCCAUGUGUUGUGAGGCAAGGUACUAUCAUGAUGACCUUGGUCCUUUCACCUUCUUUGGAGUCAACCAGAACGGUCGCCCCCAUGGUGUCACGGCCCAGAGGCUCAUUGAAGAAGGUCUAACCAACUCUUUGGAGGACUGUAACAGACCUUUUGUUCUAAACUUCCGGAACUCUGAUGUUUAG
Messenger RNA from Prunus armeniaca (apricot), 1917 nucleotides. The record is from the annotation of a GenBank genome assembly. Lineage: Eukaryota; Viridiplantae; Streptophyta; Magnoliopsida; Rosales; Rosaceae.